GUAAACAGACCUCCAGGAUGUUGCGAGGCGCGAAGUUUUAGCCCUAAAUGUUAGGUUACGACACUAAUAAGUGUGAUACAAAAGCUCAUUAUAGAUAAUUUAUAGAGUUAAAAGGUGAUUAGAGUCAGCGCAGCGAACAUUUUAGCAUUGUAACAUUUUAACGGCAGCUGAGAGGCUGCUGAACGCGAUGGUGUCUGUGCUACGGUAAGCUAGCAUGCUAAGCUAAGUGGCUACCGCGAGCUCCUCCGGACAUGUCAGCCGGAGCAGGAGCCGCUUCUGGCGGCUCUCUGGAGUCCACUCUGGAUAGGAAGUUCCAGGGUGUUUCCAACACUAUGGACUCAAUUCAAGGACUGUCAACGUGGUGCAUCGAUAACAAGAGGUACCACAGCCUGAUUGUACGACACUGGAUGAGGAUUUUGAGGAAAUCUGAUGCCUCACACAGACUCAACCUUUUUUACGUCGCCAAUGAUGUCAUUCAGACCUGUAAAAGGAAAAACGCCAUUGUUUACCGCACAGCAUUCGCAGAGAUUCUCCCUGAGGCCUUCUUGCUGGUCAACAACGAAGGUGACCCCAAGGUAAUUAAAUCGGUGGAGAGGAUACUGUCCAUCUGGGAGGACAGAGGAGUGUAUUCAGGGACACUCAUUACUGAGCUGAGGAGUAGCUUAGUCAAAGAGGAGUCCCCUCCUGUGACACCCGCGGAGCAAAAGACUCCAGGGGAGUCUAAAGCAGAUCUACAGUCCAAGGUUGUUGCUGAGUUUGUGCCCCAGGCACUUAUCGACGAACUGUCCAAGUAUAAGAGAUCUCUGGACGAGGUGGACCUGAGAGAAAAACAGCUGGCAGCGAUGAGGAUUAACAUCUGCAGUUCUGAUGCCCUCAAGAGACUCAAAGAUAAGGCUGGGGGAAAGAAAUUCUCCAAGGACUUUGAGGAAGGAAGUGCGCAACUGCAGGAGUUUGUCAAGUUCUUUGACAAACAAAUCAAAACGGGGCCUCCUCUCAUGGAGGCCCUCAGCAACGCAGAUAUCUUCUACGAGAUGCAGUACAAGGAGGUCAAGAUUGUUGCUAAUGCUUACCAGACGUUUGCCAACCGGGUUGCCCACCUGAAGCGUAAACUGGACACUCUGAAGGCCACCUUGCCAGACCUGGACGAUUCACCCAUCCCCUCGCCCUCUGCAGACGCACCGUCUCCAACAGGCUCAGAGUCCCCUUUCCAUGGUAUGGAUAUGGCCGAUCCUGAUCCUGAUCCCGAUCUUGAUGGCUCUGCUAUGGAAGACGAAGCGGAGCCGCCGGCCCCGAGCCCUCUGUCCUCACCCGGAGCAUCCCCUAAACACACGGAGACUGUCGGGCAGAAUGACAACCGUGACGUGGAAGACAUGGAUCUCUCUGAGGAAGAAAUGGACAGCGGUGGUAUUAUAGUUGAGGAGAGGAUGGAAAGUCUCGCCCCCCCAAAGGUGUCCACUUCAAAAACGGAGCCAUCAGUGUCAACAGAGCAGCCCGUCACGCAGGUCACUUGUGGCCCCCCUGUGGCGGCUCCUGUGGCGGCUCCUGUAGCAGCAGCGGUGGGAAGCAUUGACCUCGGUAAAAUUGGCUCCCUCCUCACCAGUUUUUCGAUCAAGAAGAACACAGGACCAGUAGUGGAGAGUCCUCCUGCAGCUGCCCCUGCUCGCUCCUCAGUUAAGACAACACUUGCCUCUGUAGCCUCUCAGGAUGCCAGUUCGUUGGUAAGCCUUCUCUCCAAGGUGGACGUGAGCCCCGCAGACCUCCUCGGUGCUCUCUCCAAAGUCCAGAGCCAAGGCGGCCUUGAGGGCAUCACGUCUCUUCUGAGCAGCCCAGCUGCAAAUGUCUCCUCUGACUCCUCCAGUUCAGGCAAGAUCCCUCCCUCUCCCUUACCCACAUCUGCAUCAGCAGGGCCCUCUCAGAGCCUGUCUCUCUCCUCUGUCGCACCUGUGCCUUCUUCACACAGCUCCACUGUAAGACAGAGCACAAGCUCCCUAGCCCCCACUCAGACUCCCAACCCAGCCUCAGCCCUGGUCCAGGCUCUCCACAGAGACAUGGAUUUGACAACAGAGCCAGAACCGUCCCCGUCUUCAGAGAGUUUAGAGUCUAAAAUCCACAGCUUCCUGCAGGGGAACCGUGCUUUCAGUGCGUUCAGCCUUGGUCUUUCCACAAACCCAGCACUUGGAGAGGACAACAGUCCAGUAAUUGGGACAGACACCCAGGGUGGGACCCCAGUGCGGGAUGAGGGCGGAGGAACCCCAACUCAAGAUGAGAUUAUGGACAAGCCGGUGGUGGUCCCAUUCACGUCCAACACAAAUCAGCCAUUGUUUGGAGAAAAUGUCGAAACGGGUUCUCUCGUAUACCAGAACCGCGGUCAGCAGAACCUCAACAAUCCCCAACAGCAAGCUCACGUGCAGCCGAGCAUGCCUCAGAACGGGCAGAUCUACCAGCCGUACACAUACGGCAAACACGAGAUGUCAGAGCAUGAGAUUACUGCGCCUGUUGCACAUUACCAGCAGAUUUCUGCUCAAACAGGAGGGCCAGUGCCUGGAGAAAGAGCCCCGGGCAGCGCCAGUAGCACACAGACAAUAGAAGGCUUUCAGGGGGUGAGUGAGAGGGGUUGGUACGCUGACGCUUACCCAGAGGGGAGCUCCCAGCAACCCAGAGGCUACAGCGUGACAGCGCCUGGAGGGGCUGCAGAAAAUAAGACCUCAGGACUUCAUCCGUACCAAACAGAGAGAUUUCAGGAACCUCAAGAUUUGGCCUCCCAGCAGGGCGCCACCGCGUCUCCUGGCAUCCUCAGAAGCAACCUUCCUCCUAUCCCAAGGUUGUUCCCUCCACCUCCUCAUGUCUUUGACGCGCCCCCUUCAGCGCCCAGCAGUAUGAUGAUGCCACCAGAGCAGCAGCCGUCGCAGCAGCCGUUGCCUAGCCCGGGCUCGGGGGAGGUGAUCGGGACCAGAGGCAACAGCGUCAUCAGUGGGAUGGUGGUCCACGACCAUCAGCACAAAUCCAUGUUUCCUCCUGAUGAUGCGCCGUAUGAUCGUGACCGAGCUCGUCCUCCUCACCCCGAGCUUUUCCGCCCUCCCCCAGAUGACCCGCGCUACCAGGACGAGCUCCGUCACCGUGAUGCCCGUUUCUUUCAAGACGACCCUUACCGCCACCCGGACGAUCCAUAUCGCAGGCCAGGCAGCCCUCCACACCACUUCCCAAGAAUCCGAGGCCGCCCCACGCCUCCUCGCUCACCCUCUGAUGACCCUUACUACGCCCAAGACUACAAGCGGCACAGCCCUCCUCUUCCUCCACACUACGCUCCAAGGAGACCACCACCGCCAUCUAAUUUUGAAAUUCGCCAUCCGGGUCCACGGCCUCUACAUCGACCUCUGCACCCAGCACACCACCCACAACCCAGAGCGCCGCCCCCACGUGCACCAUUUCCUCAUUUCCACGGCCCUGAUCCGAGGUUAAGAGGCAAACGUCCAGGUCCAAGAGGAGGCGGGAACCCUGGUCCAAUGUUCCCCCCGAAAAGACCCUUUCCACCCCCGCGGUACUGACUGCUUAUGUAGCUUUGAGCUCUUCAUCACUGUGGUGUCAUGAAGUCAGAGGCAGCGCUUUUAAGACUGUUGGUGCACACCCUGUCAGGAGAAACCUGUGAAAAAUCUGGGUGGAUAAAAGCGCAGGAACAGAGGCGGGCACCGGGAGACGAGUGUGAAUUAAUUCAGCAGCUACCUGAGGAAAAUGUGACCGGCGACGAAUAAAGGAUGGUGGAGGAGAACAAGAGACAACACCAGGAGAUGUGAGAGAAAUCAGAGGCUCUGAGAGGGGCUGCUGAGCUGAAGAGUGAAGACAGAAGAUUAAAGAAAAUAAGAGGUGGAUAUAUAUAUAAUUCACUUUUUUUUGUGUUAUUUGCUCCAGUACGAAGCAUUGCAUUAAAUAUGUAAUUGGGCAGUCAGUUUGAUAAAGGUCAGAGUGUGUGCAUGGUGUGCGUGUGUGCAUGCGCUCAAGUGUAAGUUUGAAUCUAAUGAGUUAUUUUUGCUAAGAAAGUAACAAAAGAAUGUAGCUGGAGCAAUGUUUCUGCUGUUAUUUAGUUUCUCGGUGAGCAGUUUUUACUGCUUCUCUUCACAUCAGCAGCUUCCCGGUAGCUUUUGGUGAAACAUCCAGUUUAAAUUAAAUCACUUUGGUUAUGAAAAACAGAGUGUAUGCUAUAGAAUUUAUGUUCCUCCUACUCGUUAGCAUAUUUAGGGAAAUUAUUUUGUCACUACUCAAACUGCGGUUGUUAUAUAUUUGUGAAGCGAUGCCUUCUCCAGCAGCGCGUGAGAUCCCUCCGGCGAUAAUUUUUUUACGUCUCGUUAAGUUCCUUGAAGAAGAGCGGCACAUGUCUACUCAAAAGGGAGAAAGAGGUGUGAAAGUUUUGGUUUUUUUUUCCCUGCCUCCCAACACCGAGCCAGAAGAAGUGCAUUUUCGGCGGGGAUGAAGAUACUCGUCUUCGGUUUCGUUUUACUUGUACUGACUAAUAAAAUCUGAGUUUAAAAAAAA
Plectropomus leopardus (leopard coralgrouper) is the source of this 4527-nucleotide messenger RNA. RefSeq names its product regulation of nuclear pre-mRNA domain containing 2a (gene rprd2a). NCBI's taxonomy places the organism in Eukaryota, Metazoa, Chordata, Actinopteri, Perciformes, Serranidae. Gene Ontology annotation, molecular function: RNA polymerase II complex binding. Gene Ontology annotation, biological process: mRNA 3'-end processing. The record is from RefSeq and is a predicted model, not a curated record.